AACCGAAACGGAUAAAUCAAUUGCUUCUUCUUCUUCUUCUUCUUCUUCUUGUAAAGCUUCUACCUUUACAAUGGCGACGUUAGGCUUCAACACCACUCGAAUCCAAACACCAUCACUUCCCAGAAUCCCCAAGUCCUCUUCUUUUACUAAACCCAUCAAAACCCAUCAUCAUCUCUUCUCUUCCGGUACCCUGUUGAAACGCUACCGUUUCGUCUCCAGGUCGUUACCUGAGAGCUCACUGUCGAUUACUAAAGAGCAAGAGGUAUCAAAUGAAGUAGAGGAAGAUGAUCCAACGUCAGAGCUGAGUUAUCUGGAUCCUGAAUCCGAUGCGGAUAACAUCAAAGAGUGGGAAUUGGAUUUUUGCUCGAGGCCUAUCCUUGAUUCCAGAGGGAAAAAGAUUUGGGAGCUUGUGGUUUGUGAUGCUUCGCUCUCUCUUCAAGUCACUAAAUAUUUUCCUAAUAAUGUUAUUAAUAGUGUUACCCUCAAAGACGCCAUUGUUACCAUCACUGAAGACUUGGGUGUUCCUCUUCCUGAGAGGAUUCGCUUCUUCAGGUCACAGAUGCAAACCAUUAUAACAAAAGCUUGCAAAGAGCUUGCCAUUAAGGCAGUGCCUAGUAAACGGUGUUUGUCUCUGUUUCUGUGGUUGCAAGAACGUUAUGACACUGUGUACACGCGUCACCCUGGUUUCCAAAAGGGAUCAUUGCCUCUUCUGUCUCUAGACAAUCCAUUUCCAAUGAAUCUUCCGGAGAACUUGUUUGGGGAGAAAUGGGCAUUUGUUCAAUUACCUUACUCAGCUGUUAGAGAGGAGAUCUCAGACUUUGAGGACAAGUUUGUGUUUGGUGCUACCUUAGACUUGGAUUUGCUUGGCAUUGAAGUGGAUGAAAAUACACUGAUUCCAGGUCUCUCUGUUGCUACUUCACGAGCUAAACCUCUAGCAGCUUGGAUGAAUGGGCUUGAAGUAUGUUCGAUUGAAGCAGACAGUUCCAAAGGAUGUUUGAUUCUAGCUGUUGGGAUCUCAACAAGGUAUGUCUAUGCGACCUACAAGAAGACACCUGUUACUACUGAUGAAUCUGAAGCUUGGGAAUCUGCAAAGAAAGCAAGUGGUGGUUUGCAUUUUCUUGCAAUUCAAGAUGACUUAGAUUCUGAUGACUGUGUUGGCUUUUGGCUUCUUAUUGAUUUGCCACCACCCCCUGUUUAAUUUCCCUUUUGGUAAAUGUUAAUACCAGAUUUUGCCAUUUAGUAACAGAAAUCAUGCUUCAAUUAGAACGAAUUGUUACAC
Camelina sativa (false flax) is the source of this 1279-nucleotide messenger RNA. Its product is annotated as protein TAB2 homolog, chloroplastic. The record is from RefSeq and is a predicted model, not a curated record. NCBI's taxonomy places the organism in Eukaryota, Viridiplantae, Streptophyta, Magnoliopsida, Brassicales, Brassicaceae. Gene Ontology annotation, molecular function: RNA binding.